Molecule: messenger RNA, 1947 nt
Organism: Rhagoletis zephyria (snowberry fruit fly)
Lineage: Eukaryota; Metazoa; Arthropoda; Insecta; Diptera; Tephritidae
Source: RefSeq, a predicted model, not a curated record
AUGCCUCAGCGGAAGUACUCGGCGGAUUCGGCUGCUGAACUGACCGCCACCUCUUGCCACUCCAGCACUUCUUCCGAGUACAUUCCCCUCAGUCGGAAGAUUGCUCAGCACGUGGCCACCAGUGACACUCCGUUCUUCUCGGUGGAGUUUUUCCCGCCCAAAAGUAAGGCCGCUGCCGUCAACCUGAUUGCCCGUUUUGACGCCUUUCGCGCGCUGGGCCCGCUUUUCGCGGACAUUACCUGGCAUGCAGCGGGCAAUCCCGAGGGCGAAUGCGAGACGAGCUCCAUCACCAUCGCCGGCUGUGCGCUGAACUACUGCGGCCUGAACACCAUGCUGCACAUUACCUGCAUUGGCAUGAGCCGGGAGCGGCUGGCCGGCUGCCUGGAGCGGGCGAAGGCCAUCGGCAUACGGAACAUACUGGCGCUGAGGGGCGACAAGAACCAAAGCGAGAAGGCGACGGACUUUACCUACGCCGCGGACCUGGUGCGGUACAUUCGAAAGGAGUACGGCGACUACUUUACGAUCGCCGUGGCCGGUUACCCGACGACUCACCCUGAAUCGGCGAGCCGAGCCUCGGACCUAGCUUUUCUGAAGGAGAAGGUGGACGCCGGCGCCGAUUUUAUCAUCACGCAGCUCUUCUUUGAGGUGGAGGUUUUCGCCCGCUUUGUGGCCGAUUGUCGCGCCCUGGGCAUCACCGUGCCCAUCCUCCCCGGGGUGAUGCCCAUUCAGAACUACGACUCGCUGGAGAAGAUUGCCCGCGUCAGCGGGCUGGUCAUUCCGGAGCGCAUCCUCGCGGACAUUGCCCCGCUGAAGAACAAUGACGAGGCGGUGCGGGCGUACGGCGUGGAGUGGACCGUGGAGCUGUGCAGGCAGCUGCUGGCCGUUCCUGGGUUGACGCCGGGAAUUCACUUUUACACUCUGAAUCGAGAGCAGGCGACGGUGAGCAUUGUGAAGGCGCUGGGGCUGGGCGCCGUUGGAUGUUCCUCGAGGAGGAAGGUGCAGAAGCCGCUGCCGUGGCUGCCGCCGGCGAACCAUCGGCGCUGUAAGGAGACGGUUCGCCCCAUCUUUUGGUCGUCGAGGCCGAAGAGCUACGUCUGCCGCACCAAAACCUGGGACGAGUUCCCCAACGGCCGCUGGGGCCACGUCGACUCGCCCGCCUUCGGCAACCUCAACGACUACUACCUCUUCCUGGAGCCGAAGAAGGGCCGGGAGGCGCUGCUGGCGAUGUGGGGCUACGAGCUGACGGCGGAGGCGGACGUCUGGGAGGUCUUUCACUGCUACAUUAGCGGGACGGCCAACCGCUACGGCCACCCGGUGCCGGCCAUUCCCUGGAACGAGGAGGCCGAUUUGAGGUCGGAGACGUCGGUCAUUCUCGAUCGGCUCUCGGCUUGCAACCAGGCGGGCAUCCUCACCAUCAACUCGCAGCCCAAUGUCAACGGUGCCCCCUCAACGGAUCCGGUCUUUGGCUGGGGCUCAGAGGGUGGCUAUGUUUAUCAGAAGGCCUACGUCGAGUUCUUCCUCAGCCGAGCCCUCACCGACCAGCUGCUGGCCGUUCUGGAGCAGUACCCCAAUGUCAAUUACCAGGUAGUGAAUCGCAGCGGCGACCACUUUGUGACCAACUGCUCGGAGAGCGAGCCCAUAGCCGUCACCUGGGGCGUCUUUCCCGGGAAGGAGAUCAUCCAGCCGACCAUUGUCGACAUUGUUAGCUUUCAAGUGUGGAAGGACGAGGCCUUCAGCCUGUGGAUGGACAAGUGGGCGGCGAUCUACCCGGAGGAGAGCGCCUCGCGGGCCAUUCUAAAGGACAUUACCGAGAACUACUGUCUGGUGAAUCUGGUUGAUAAUGACUACCCACGGGAGACGGUUCUGUGGGAGGUGCUCGAGGAGACUCUGAGACGGCAGAAGGAGCAGGAACUGCAGAAGGAGAAACAGCAGCAACUCCAGCAAUGA